AUGCGCGGCCUGACUGUGUUCACAUCUCUCGUGGCUGCGGGAGCUGCCCUGCAGAGCAACCCGCACUCCCUCGCCAGAAAGGCGGGGCCGAUGGUUUCCACAGCCAACAAAGGCAUUUUCGAGGCUGAGGCCGAGUCGGCCAAAUUCCAAUUCCUGACCAAUUCAACGGAGAAAUUUUUCGUCAACGGCACCAACUUUCCUUCGGUCCCCUUUGAUAUCGGCGAAUCGUAUGCCGGGACUCUCUCCAACACACCACAUGGCAGCUCAAGCCUCUUCUUCUGGUUUUUCCCGUCAAUGAAUCCGGCGGCAAAAAAAGAGAUCACCAUUUGGCUGAAUGGUGGACCUGGGUGCAGUUCCCUUGACGGACUACUGCAGGAAAAUGGGCCUUUCCUCUGGCAAUCCGGCACAUACGAGCCAGUUCGCAACAUGUACUCAUGGAACAACCUUACCAACAUUGUCUAUAUUGACCAACCUGCUGGAACAGGCCUUUCCCCGGGACCAGCCACAGUCAAAAACGAACUCGAUGUAUCUAAACAGUUCAAUGACUUCUGGCGUCGGUUCAUCGAUACCUUUGCCAUGCAGGGCUACAAAGUGUACAUAACUGGAGAGAGUUAUGCUGGACAGUAUAUUCCAUACAUCGCAGAGGGGUUCCUUGACCAAAACGAUACCAAACAUUUUAACCUGAAAGGUAUCCAGAUUAAUGACCCAUCUAUUAAUGAUGACGCUAUCCUCAUCAAUGCCCCGGCUGUUGCAGCACUCAAUCACUUUUCGUCUGUCUUCAAUCUAAACAACACAUUUAUGAAGUACAUUAAUGCAAAAGACGAGAAGUGUGGUUUAACAAAAUUUCUCAACGAGGCGUUGACAUAUCCACCACCAAAGACCUUCCCGAUUGCACCUGAUAUUUCGAGUAACGAAUGUGCCCUCUGGAAUGAGAUCACAGCUGCGGCUGCACUCGUUAACCCGUGCUUCAACAUAUACCAUCUAACUGAUUUUUGCCCUUACCCCUGGGACGUCAUGGGCUUCCCAUCCCUUGCAGGUGGUCCGAAUGAUUACUUUAAUCGCUCUGACGUUCAAAAGGCGUUGCACGCACCACCGACAGACUAUUCAGUCUGCGUGAAUAGCGUUCUCCCAGAAGGUGAUACCUCUGUACCCAGCGCUCUGGGCCCGCUACCAAAGGUUAUCGAGGCUACCAAUAAUGUCAUAAUUGGCCAUGGGUGGUACGAUUACCUACUAUUUAUGAAUGGAACUCUGGCAACGAUCCAAAAUAUUACUUGGAAUGGUGUCCAGGGUUUCCAGAAACCGCCUAUUGAACCAUUACUCGUUCCCUACACCUCUGGUAUACUUUCUGACCCGAAUACCUGGGAUGGUGGCGCGGGUGUUCUGGGUACGGCCCAUACAGAGCGUGGCUUGACAUUCACCACCGUAUAUGGUUCGGGCCAUGAAAUUCCACAAUAUGUCCCUGGCGCAGCAUAUCGCCAGCUCGAGUUUCUGCUCGGACGCAUUCAUAGUCUUCACGAACCGGGUCCAUUCACGACGUUGCAGUAA
Molecule: messenger RNA, 1545 nt
Organism: Talaromyces proteolyticus
Lineage: Eukaryota; Fungi; Ascomycota; Eurotiomycetes; Eurotiales; Trichocomaceae
Product: putative serine carboxypeptidase
Exons: 4
Coding region: 1-1545 (514 amino acids)
Biological process (GO): proteolysis
Molecular function (GO): serine-type carboxypeptidase activity
Source: RefSeq, a predicted model, not a curated record